Molecule: messenger RNA, 839 nt
Organism: Anolis sagrei ordinatus
Lineage: Eukaryota; Metazoa; Chordata; Lepidosauria; Squamata; Anolidae
Product: mediator of RNA polymerase II transcription subunit 29
Biological process (GO): regulation of transcription by RNA polymerase II
Cellular component (GO): mediator complex
Molecular function (GO): transcription coregulator activity; transcription factor binding
Source: RefSeq, a predicted model, not a curated record
UCUACGCAUGCGCACUGCUUGCGAGAAGGCCAAUCAAGAUGGCGGCGCAACAACAGCAGCAGCAACAGCAACUGACAAUGUUACAGGCCCAGACGGGGCCUGCUGCCGCCUCCGCCGCUUCUUCCUCCGCCUCAACCUCCGCCGGAGCCGGGCAACCGGGGCCGGGGCAGGUUUCUUCGGCGGGAGGGGCCCCAAUGGCGGUCGGCCAGGCUCCAUCCGGGAUACAAGUGGCCGCGCAGGCGCAGGACUUCGAUCCGGUGCAGCGCUUCCGCCUCCUGCUGCCUCAGCUCAAAGAGAGCCUGCAGAACCUGAUGAAAGUCGCCUCUCAGAACUUUGUGCAGAACACGAACAUCGACAGUGGACAGAAAAGCAACGACGGCCCAGUGCAGCGGGUGGACAAGAGCCUGGAGGAAUUCUAUGCCUUGUGCGACCAGCUGGAACUCUGCCUGCGCCUGGCCUACGAGUGCCUCUCCCAGAGCUUUGACAGCGCCAAGCACUCCCCGACGCUGGUGCCGACGGCCACCAAGCCGGACGCGGUCCAGACGGAGAGCCUGCCUUACACCCAGUACCUCGGCAUGAUCAAGUCCCAGAUCUCCUGCGCCAAGGACAUCCACAACGCCCUCCUGGAGUGCUCCAACAAGAUCACCGGCAAAGUGCCCUCCCAGGGGGUCCUGUAGCCCCCCAAAACCGGCCCACGGCUACAGACUUUGGAUUUCUAGGCUUAUGGGUUUCUAGUCUGACUCCUUGGUUCCUCUUCUCUCUCCUUCUUUGGGACUCACUGAGCUUCUUUCCUAAUUUAUGUGUUGUUGUUUUUUAAUACACGGUGCUAGCCAUGCUGA